UUAAGUUUUUUUUAAUUAUUUCUUUCUUAAAAUUAGUUGUAGUUUCUCAAUAAGUUAGAUUAAAUGCAUAUGCCUUUACGAGAAUUAUAAACUCUGAAAUCCGAAUUGCCAUUGACAGUACGUCCUCAAACACAGUCGCCGUGCCUUUGUGAAUAAAUAACGGUUUAUAACAAGCAAUAUAUCAAAAAUACUUGGAUAUGUUAAAAAAAGAUGAUCAAACGAAUUUUCAAAAAAGCUUCCAGCAAAAUGCUUUCAAAAACAUAUUGGUUCGCUACAAGUCCGUGUUGGUUCUUUUACUUGUUUGUGGUUUUAAUUAUAAAGUGUUUCGCAUGUCUCCAAAAUGUAAAUUCAUCUUAAACAUCUAUUGCGCGAUACUUAUUAUUAUAACUGGUAUUUCAACGCUUUAUUGUUGCGAGAUAACGAGCAACACGAUGGUGAUCUGGCCUUUGAUUGAGUAUAUAUUAUCAGCUACUAUCCUUGUUUUCUAUGACAGUAAACUGACAAAAUUCGCUUUCGAAUUGUCACGAAUUGAUUCGUUUUUGAAAACUGAUCUAAAAUACUAUAGUAGGGGUAAAAUAGGAGUGUUCUUACUUAUAUUAACGCUGUGGUUAGUCAGGCUGAGUUUCAUGAUUAUCUUCUGUUUUCUAUACAGUUGUUUCAGUAACGUUAUUUUUUUCGUGUUAAGUGUGCUUUCUCUGCUCGCUUUGGACGUUAAUAGAAUAUGGAGAUUUUUACUCCUCGAGAUCGUGCGCUACCGAUUUCUUUUGCUUCGCCAAAAAAUUAAUGAAAUGAUAGAAAACAAUCCAAAAAUUUCUAUUAGUGAGCAGAUACAUUUUAAAAAGAAUAAAAUCAAACUAUGCAAUAAGUUAUACAAAAGUGUUUUGGACGUGAUCGAUAUAAUAUCUCCGGAACUAUCAGCGUCGAUGUUUGUGAGCAUUAUAUGUUCUUUACCGAAACUAAUAAGUAACGUGUACCACAUUUUAUUGGUGUUUGAGAAUCAUGAGCCGAUACAGUCGAUAGGAUUUGUUUUAAUCCACAUGUGUCACACGUGCUUUCUACUUUUCUCUCCCUGUGUUGUUGUGGAGUUGCAAUGUCUGGAAGUGGACAGAAUCCGCUUAAUAUUAGUUAACCAGCUACUUAUAGAAGAUGAUCCCAAAUUACGUGAUGAUCUGCAAUUGUUUAUACAAUACACUGAUGUCAGGAAAUAUCAAUUCAAGAUAUGGAGAUGUAUACCACUGAAUAUUUCGCUGCCGAUUGAAAUUGCUAAUAUUUGUGUGUCAUCAGUCAUAGUUGUUAUAAAUUUUACACAUUUAUACGAUUAA
Messenger RNA from Danaus plexippus (monarch butterfly), 1322 nucleotides. RefSeq lists its product as uncharacterized. NCBI's taxonomy places the organism in Eukaryota, Metazoa, Arthropoda, Insecta, Lepidoptera, Nymphalidae. The record is from RefSeq and is a predicted model, not a curated record. Bases 198 to 1322 code for a protein of 374 amino acids. The transcript has 4 exons.